This is a messenger RNA of Caenorhabditis angaria, 2180 nucleotides long. Lineage: Eukaryota; Metazoa; Nematoda; Chromadorea; Rhabditida; Rhabditidae. The record is from the annotation of a GenBank genome assembly.
AUGUUUGGCUCAAAAUGCGAUAGCACAUGGUCGAUUCUGUCGCAUUUCGUAUUCGCCUCGAAUUUCUUGCCCACACAAUGUGUUCCUUGGCUUUGGCACGUGGCUUUGGAUUUUCAGCUCUACUUGGUGAGUCUCUGCAAAACAUUUGCGGGCAAGAAAAAAAAAAUUAAAAAAAAAAGUUUGCCACGGAGCGGGACCGAACCCGAGACCUAUAGAUUUCAAGGCGAACGCGCUAACCACUCGGCCAUCCGCUGUUGUUUUUUCUUGCUCGCAAAUGUUUGACAUAUGAAACAGAUCUUCCCACUGCUCGUUUUGCUGCUCAUCAAAUUUCCCAAAUUUGGCUGGCUGCCAAUUUUGGGUCUCAUCGCGAUUUGUCUCAUCUACCGUACCCUGGCGUUCACCGUCUUUGAUCUACCCAUCAAUAUUUUUACAAAGAUGUUGAGCGCUCAAAAAUUCGACAGGGUAAUCGAGAACACUUAUCGAUUUGUCUACACAGCGCCGUUUUCACGAGCUCCGCCAUUUUUCAUCGGAAUCCUAACCGGCUGGUGUUUUUUGGCGCAACCCACUGCACUGACAAUUUCCGCAACCAAAUCCGCGGCUCUUCAAUGUCUCGCUCUCACACUUCUUUCCGCGUCGCUCUUCGUUAGCGGAAACAUUCCGCAUGCCGUGUUGUAUCGUUGCGCAUGGAGUUGCGGAGUGGCGAUUUUGAUUACGCUAGCUCCCGGAUGGCUGGUUUUUGUGUUGGGAAGUCAGAGAUAUGUGGUGUUGGCGAGAUUGAGUUUUGGUGAGUUAUGGGGGGGGGGGGGGGGCAAGUGCGCUCUAAUGAAAAUUCAAAUUUUAAAUGCAAGUGCGCUCUACUGAACUCUCUAGUUUUCCAAGGAAAAUUCAAAUUUUUUCAAAAUUCAAAUUUUCAUUAGAAAAAUGUAAGUGCGCUCUACUGAACUCUCUAGUUUUCUAAUGAAAAUUCAAAUUUUCAAUGCAAGUGCGCUCUACUGAACUCUCUAGUUUUCUAAUGAAAAUUCAAAUUUUCAUUAGAAAAAUGCAAGCGCGCUCUACUGAACUUCUAAUAAAAAUUCAAAUUUUAAAUGCAAGUGCGUUCUACUGAACUCUCUGGUUUUCCAAUGAAAAUUCUAAUUUUCUAAUGAAAAUUCAAAUAUUCACUUGAAAAAUGCAAGUGCGCUCUACUGAACUCUUUAGUUUUCUAAUGAAAAUUCAAAUUUUCAUUAGAAAAAUGCAAGUGCGCUCUACUGAACUUCUAAUGAGAAUUCAAAUUUUAAAUGCAAGUGCGCUCUACUGAACUCUCUAGUUUUCUAAUGAAAAUUCAAAUUUUCAUUAGAAAAAUGCAAGUGCGCUCUACUGAACUCUCUAGUUUUCUAAUGAAAAUUCAAAUAUUCACUUAAAAAUGCAAGUGCGCUCUACUGAACUCUCUAGUUUUUUAAUAAAAAUUCAAAAAAUUGUCUGAUUUUCCAAAUUAUUGAGUUAAAGUACCACUUUCAGUUAGAGCUACAGUAACCCAGUAUAUUUUGUAGUUUGGUAUCUACAGUACACUUUGCAGCUUUAGGCUGAUUUGCAGUUUGAGGUACAGUACCCCGUGCAGUCUGAAACUAAAAAUUUGAAAAAUUUAUAAGUAAUUGAGAAAUUUUGCAAACGCGCUCCACCGAAAUAUCGAUUUUCCUACAGGCGUCUUCCUGGCUCACGAGCCAAUUUUGCUCUACCGCCUCAACACUUUGCACCAGCCAAUUUCCGAUUUCACCCUCACCAACAUCAUUUUCCAAAGUCUCGCAAUUUAUGUGGUUUCUUUGGGUCUCGCCUGGAUUUUGGCAAUGGUUAUAGGUGAGAGAGUGUAGGAUUGUGAGAGACGCAGACAAUUUUUUUCCAGAAAUUCCACUGAUCACUCUGGAACGUCGUGUAUUCAUGGGCCCCCAAAAGUUGGCGGUGCGCCAGAGGCGCGUCUCAUUUUCUGAAAAUGGUGACACCAUCUUUGGUGAUGAUGAGGAAGAGAUGGUAGAGGAGGAGAGAGUGCAGACGACGAGAGAUGAGAUUUUAGGGUGAGACUCUGCGUCUCUAACCUAACCUUUUCCAACUAUUUUUUUUUCAGAGAAAGUGAGAUGAAAUUUGAUGAAAAAGCGAAAAAUUGGCUGAAAACUUGUGGAAUUUUGGAGGCGGAUAGUAAAUGUUGA